Molecule: messenger RNA, 4637 nt
Organism: Armigeres subalbatus
Lineage: Eukaryota; Metazoa; Arthropoda; Insecta; Diptera; Culicidae
Gene: swm
Product: zinc finger protein swm
Exons: 3
Coding region: 692-3985 (1097 amino acids)
Biological process (GO): mRNA processing
Cellular component (GO): nucleus
Molecular function (GO): metal ion binding; RNA binding
Source: RefSeq, a predicted model, not a curated record
AAAUCAAAAUCGAGUUGAAAUCACGGACAUUACCACGACGGUCGAGUUUUCUCGCUAAAAUUUGCGAAAUAAACGCGUGAAAGCAAAGCAGAUAUUUUCUUGCACUUCUCGGAUAAAUCGUCGGUAGUACAUGAUUGAAAAAGUAGUGAUCGAGCGCAAUAAAUAACACUUCUGCGGAGCAAACGCAAACAAGUAGCUAAGGACGAAAAAAUUGAUAGUUGGAUUGUUUUCGCCAUUGCAAUUUUCGAGUAGUGAAGAAAAACGCACAUUGGUGACCUCGGUCUCGGUGGCUCGAAAUAGAUAGGUCCUUCGGACCAAUCCGAGUGCCGAGUGCGUGACUUCAAGUCAGUUUCUAGUGCAUUAGCAGAUCAGGAGGAAAAUUAGCGACGGGAAAGUAACCAAUUUGGUGCGUUUUUCGCUGGUGGCAAAAGGCGAACAGCAGGAAGAAAAAGAAGCAAGUGUAAAAUUUUCUGCAGCAGCUGUACUUCACGAACACAAACACGGACACAGUAGGCGCUGUUACACAAUACAUCGAAAUACCGAUCUCAGUCCGUGGGUCGCCUGUUUUGAGAAUUUUCAAUAAUAGACGAUUGGGAGACGAACGCGAAGUUGGGUUCUCCAAGCAAGGAGAAAGGUUCUCCGGAGUGUCAUUUAGUUUGUAUCUGCUGAAGAAGGUCGCCGCAAUCGAAAGAUGCAUAUAAACAAUCCGGAUGCGUUAAAAACGUGGCUGACGGAGGUUCUGGAACCUCUGUGCGAUGCGGAUCCCGCGGCAUUGGCUCGUUACGUGCUGGCACUGUUGAAAAAAGAUAAACCCGAGAAGGAUCUGCGGGACUGCAUGAAAGAACAGCUGGAUGUAUUUCUGGCCCACGAAACAGAUCCUUUUCUGGAGCGGUUAUUCCGAUCGAUCAAAGGCGAAGACUACAUCAAAAUAGUGCAGGCAAAAGAAGCAGCCGCCGAGGCUGCGGCUGCCGCUGCUGCAACUGCUGCAGCUGCAGCUGCUACCGCCCAACAGCAAAGUAUCAAUCCUGCAACGCAAUCACAGUCCUCGUACUCCACGGAGGAUGCAAGCAUCAAUAGUUCCAAGGUACGAAUCAAACGAGAAUUCACCCCGCCUCUGCUUCAAGAAAACAUUACCAGCAACGGCAAAUCAUCAAAAGACUCAUCAACUGGAAAUGCCGCUUCGGGAGGUGAAAAACCUUCGCUUAGUACCAACAGCAAUUCUGCGCAUGAAACUGUAUCCGAAUUACCCGCCGGGGCCAGUGGGGGAGCUGUUUCGACGUCGAUGCCCCCUAACAGUCAGGGUGGACCCAGCGCAGGGGGCAAAACUCCGGUUAAAAGCUCCAUCACCAAGGAUGAGCAUAACAAAGAAAGUCGCAGCAGAGGUCGCCGGAUAUCGAACCGCUCCAGAUCGCGCUCUCGGUCUCGGUCCCGAUCAUUUGAACGGAAUCGUGAAUCUCGACGGUCCCGUUCCCGAGACCGUGGCCUCCAACGUGGUGAAUCUAACCGCGACAAGCUGAACCGUCAGUAUCGUAGCAAUAAAUCGCCGGCUGGACGAGGCGAGUCGUUCCGUCGAUACGAACGUAAAAACCAUGGCUAUGAGAGCCGUCGAGGUGGUGGUGGAGGAAGCGGCGGUGGAGGCUCUGGCGGAAGCUCGGGAGCUAGUGGAGGUGGUGGUGUCCGCACCAUUAACAGAAGUCAGUCCGGAAGCCGAUCGCCAUCGCCGGUGGUCGACCGUAGAAAGAUGGCGCGUUCUGAAUCGCCUGUUACUGCGACGGCACCGACGGUUCCCACAACCGCUAUGGAGCCCAUUGUUGAAGCGGGUUCGUUGAACGCAAAAAGACAGCGAUGCAGGGAUUUCGACGAAAAAGGUUAUUGUAUGCGGGGAGAGACGUGUCCUUGGGAUCAUGGUGUUGAUCCGGUUGUUCUUGAAGACAUCAACAAUCCAGCAUUGAUAACGAUUCAAUCUGCGGCUCAAAUGCGAACCGGGCAAAUUCAUCCAGAGUACAGCCCAGACGCCCCUGAAUUAUGGAACCGACCACCGAGUUUCCCUCCUGGGCGACCUUCCAUAGCACAGAGGCUAGGAAAUAUUGCAGGAGUUGCUGGGUUCGGACCACGCGGUGGACUAAGUGGGUCUUUCAGAGGCGUUGCGCCUGGGUUCCCUACCGGCUUUCCAGGAAAUCCGAUCGGCGCGACACCCCUGCAAAGGGAACUAAUAUCGGUGCCGGUCGUUGAUGCCAACAAAGGCGGCGACGUGUCGGCUCAGCAACCAAAGCGUCGAUUCGAGCCAGAGGAUGCCGUUGCGGUGGCAGAUGCUCAUUUGAAACGAAAACUUCCAUUAAAUAAUCGCUUGGGUCCGCGAGUAUCAGGACACCCAGCCAACAAUGGAGGUAUCGUCAAUCCCCAACAGAAUUGUUCGUUGGAGUUGAGGAAGAUUCCCAGGGGCCUGAAUGCUAUUGCUCACUUGAAUAAUCACUUCUCUAAAUUUGGAAAGAUUGUAAACAUUCAAAUUAGCUACGAUGGAGACCCGGAGGCGGCCAUUGUCACAUUCUCAACCCAUGCAGAGGCGAAUGUAGCCUACCGCAGCACGGAAGCAGUCUUGAAUAAUCGUUUUAUCAAAGUAUUCUGGCAUUCAUCGCCAAUUGGAGGAGAGCAGCCCGCAAUUACGCCAGGCGCAAAAACGGAGCAUUCGCUACGUAGAUCGUACCCGAAUCAAUACAGCAUCAACAAUAAUCUAAACAUUACUUCGGCCACGACUCCAGUCUCUGCAGGUGCAGCAGUUUCUAAGGAUGGAGUCCCAUCGGUGGUCGCUACCAGUUCAGCAUCCUCUUCCAUUGCAAGCGGUGGUGAGAAUGUUGCCCCUACUACAACGGUAGUAGCUACGCAUUUGACGAACACUGCUACAAAGCUGGUCAAUACGAAUGUGGCUCCAAUCGUGACGGCUAAUCAGCUACGCAUGAAGAACGCAGCUAAAAUCAAUCAUGCCAAGUCGGAUCUAAUGAGAAAGACGCAGGAAAUCAGCCAAGGACUGCUAAAGCGAAAGUACGAUCUUCUGCAGCGUUAUUUGAAAGAACUCCGAACGCUGGUAAUGAUGGUCGAAAAAUUUGAAGCUCACGACCCCAGUCGAGUUAAGUUGCUGUCCUCAAUCAAAGAGCUGGAAGGCAACAUCGAUAAACUGAAGCAGGAAAUUGCCACCGACCAACAUCAAAUAGCACCACAAGUGGUCCCGAAGCGCAAAACUAAGGAACAGCAUGAGAAGGACAUCCUCGACGCUGAAUUGGAGAUAAUUGCCCAAGAACAACGUACGCAUCGAGUACCUGGAACUGGAAAUGGCCAAGUUCCUGUGGUUGUUAAUGCGGCUGGGGUCGUCAGCAAACCUCAAAUGUACGGUCCCCCAGGGGCACGUGCAGCGCGCUCGACGAAUCGAGUUGCUCCACUGGGAUCGACUAGUGUAGAUCGCCGUCCAACAACGAUCGCCAUAACCGGAUUUGCAUUGGAGGACGCCGAUGCCCUGCUCGGACAUUUCAAGCAUUUUGGAGAAAUAACCAAGCAUCAGCUAGAAGAAACGGUGCCAUCCCUUUCGAUCACCUUCUCGAUUCGUCAGAAUGCUGAAAAGGCCCUUGUCCGUGGUAAGAUGUUCCGCGACGUGACACUUCAGAUCGGAUGGGUGGUGACCAACAGCAACAACAAUACAACUCCAGCCGUUCCUCAAAUUGAGAAAACAGAAAGCAAGGAAAAAGUCAUCCCGGUUGAGAAUACUUCCGACACCGUUGGUUCGAACAAGGCUACGGAUGAGUCGACCGGGAAAUUGGACGAAGCAGCAGGUGAAAAGGUUGGACCCGUCGUCAGUGCGGAGAUAGCUUCCACAGCCUCGAUGGAAACGCUAACCGAAACGGCUUCCAUGGAGGAAGCUUCUGAAGUCCAGAUGGUGGAAGAGGAGGAAGAAGAAGAAGAUAUGGAAUCGGAGGACCGCUCCUGGCGCCGUUGAUAAUCGCUGGAGAGGAUCGCAAUGAAAUGAGAGCCAUCACUGAGGGGGAGAAGCAGCAGAUGAGGAACAUCAACUGACACUUACUGAAUUGAAAUAUCAACUUUUAUUUCAUUUUUGUCAUUAUCGUUUAAGUGGACAUCGUUCGCUUUAAAUGUAGCAAGUAAGAAAUCUCCACUUUACAAAACGUUUUCUUUUUGUUAUUUACCUUUGUAGUCGAAUGUUUUGUAACGUUUGAAAUUGUUAGAAAUCUGUCGAGCAAAAAUUCUGAUUCCCAAAGCGAAACGUAGUAUCAGGAGUGUUAACGAUUUUUCAAAACAAUACUGAAUUACAAAACAACUAGAGUUAGGUUUUAUUGUUCAAAGACCUUAAAGUUUACAAUUGAACCCAUUUUAAGCUGGUAGAAUAUUAUUAAGUCGUUUGACUAUUCGUAAAGAACCAAAAUUAUUGAUUAUGAAAGUUUUAUUUUGAUAAAUGGGGUGCGCUUUGAAGCGGAAUCUAGCGGCUUUCAAACUACAAACAAAACGAUGAUGUCAAGAAAGUCUAGUAAUUAACUAUUAGUAAUUAUGAAGCAAAUUCAAAUCUAUACACACCUAUAGAUACAAACGCUAAAAGAGUAUGGAAGUAACAAACAAUAAACAUUAAGUGUACAUAA